Linum trigynum is the source of this 1270-nucleotide messenger RNA. The record is from the annotation of a GenBank genome assembly. NCBI's taxonomy places the organism in Eukaryota, Viridiplantae, Streptophyta, Magnoliopsida, Malpighiales, Linaceae.
CCAAAAAAAAAAAAAAAUAAAUAAAAUAAAAUUACACAUUAAUUAAUAGUAUUAGUUAAUAUAUUUUCAUUUGUUUCUGGAGGGAUGGACGAACGGGUCAAUCAAGACCUUAGAAUUGUCAAUUUGUCAGAAUUCAUUUGGUAUUAUCUCCCGAGCACGAAUUUUCAUCGCCUCCUCAUUCUUCUCCUCCAUUCCUCCAAAAAUGCUCCAAGAUUGACCUCUCGAUUCUCCCCUGGAGUCCCGAUCAGCUUGGCAUAAAGCAGAUCGGCGGUAUGAAUUCCAGGAAUCAUCAUGCAGAUCAUCAUCAGCUGAAUGGAUCAGGCGAGGAUAGCAACUUUACGACGCCGGAGAGGGAGGGGGAGCGGGGGUUUUCGUGCGCCUCCGAGCCAGCUGGCGGGGAGCGGUGUUCGUCGUGGUCGCCGUGCUCUCCGGCCUACUUCAUCCGGAGUCGGAACAGAGGGAGGUCAACGACUGGCACGGCCGCAGAUGGCGACUUCGGGGAAGAGGAGGACUCCGCCCAUCGCAGCACCGGCGACGAUGCUCCGGCGGGCGGGCGUAGGAGUGGGAGGACGUCUACAACUACUUUUGCCUUGAGAUUUCGUGACCACGUGAAGAUGGGGCCAAAGUUAACUGAAACAGUGAAAGGCAAGUUGAAGCUCGGCACUAAAAUACUCAAAGAAGGCGGGUGGGAGAAUGUUUUCAAGCAAAUUUUCGGACAAAAUGAAGGAGAAGAACAACUCCUCAAGGCAUCCCAAUGUUAUUUGUCCACCACCACUGGUCCCAUUGCCGGAAUCCUUUUCAUAUCCACGUUAAAAGUCGCCUUUUGCAGUGAUAUGCCCAUCGCAGUUCGUGCACCUUGUGGAAAAUUGCUUAUUCGAUGGCCUUACAAGGUGGUGAUUCCAGUUAAGGUGAUCAAAUUGGUCAAACAGAGCGAGAAUGUGGAGAAGCCAUCACAGAAGUACAUAGAGAUUGUAACCGAAGAUGACCACGAGUUUUGGUUCAUGGGCUUCUUACGCUUUGAGAAAGCUUUCACGAAUCUACAAAAGGUGGUUUCUAAAGUAUGCAACGAGGGACAUUAGUUAGUGUUAUUGGUAGUUGAUUCAUUAAGGCAGGCGAAAAUGAUUACAUACCAGCUAACUAGUUAGCUUUAUACGUAUAAAUUGUGAGAAAACUAUGUAGUUACCCAAGUAAAAGAACAACGCAUGUGCAUUGUUAGGCAAUUGUUCUAGCCCUAUAUAUCCUUUUUCAUGUAUAAAAUGCUUACAUGGUA